GGAGUGACGCCGCCGUGCCCGCUUGGCAUCAAGGACAUUCAGCCCGCGGGGGUGGGGACGAAGGGGGGCAGCCCCGCGUCGCCACCGCAGCCCCUGAGAGCCACCGCCCCUGCUCGGGUUCCGGGGCUGGGUGGAGGAAAGGGGUGCUUGGAAUUGAUCCACAUUUUCCGACCUUUUUGUUGGACAUUACGCCCACCUUGGACGCCGCAAGAGGAGCUGUCAAGCCCCGCAGGCUCCGAUUCGACCCCCUCCGUUUUCCUUGGCUGCUCCCGGCUUUCCUGUGCCUCGGUGGAGUAUUUGCGUUCGGGGCUGGGGCUGGAGGAGGCAGCCACACGCGCGCACACGCACACGUUCAGAGGAGGGCGAGAGGCAGCGGCACAGGCACCAUCUGCAGUGUCAAUGCGGCGCUCCCGCUGAAGGAGGGAAACGCGGCGCUCCCAGGGGGGACCGCGCUGAGCCUGCAGCCCGGGAGACGGCUGUGCUGCGUGCUGCUGCGCCGCGAGGCCCAUCUCCGGGAUGAGAGCCAUGCCGUGGAACUGGACUUGCCUGCUCUCCCACCUGCUGGUGGUCGGGGUGGGCUCCUCCACCCUGCUGCCCCGGCAGCCUCCCCCACCGGCUCAGAAGCGAUCUUUCCUCACUUUCCGAGGGGAGCCCACUGAGGGCUUCAAUCACCUUGUGGUGGAUGAGAGGACAGGGCACAUUUACCUGGGUGCUGUCAACCGGAUCUACAAGCUCUCCAGUGACCUGAAGGUCUUGGUGACCCACCAGACAGGGCCAGAUGAGGACAACCCCAAGUGUUACCCACCUCGUAUCGUCCAGACCUGCAAUGAGCCCCUGACCACCACCAACAAUGUCAAUAAGAUGCUGCUGAUCGACUAUAAGGAGAAUAGGCUGAUCGCCUGCGGGAGCCUGUAUCAGGGCAUCUGCAAGCUCCUGAGGCUGGAGGACCUCUUCAAGCUGGGGGAGCCUUUCCAUAAGAAGGAGCACUACCUGUCGGGGGUCAAUGAGAGUGGCUCCGUCUUCGGAGUGAUUGUCUCCUACAGCAACCUGGAUGACAAGCUGUUCAUUGCGACCGCGGUGGAUGGCAAGCCCGAGUAUUUUCCCACUAUCUCCAGUCGCACGCUGACCAAGAACUCCGAGGCAGAUGGCAUGUUCGCGUAUGUCUUCCACGAUGAGUUUGUGGCCUCCAUGAUUAAGAUCCCUUCAGACACCUUCACUGUCAUCCCUGACUUUGAUAUCUACUAUGUCUACGGUUUCAGCAGUGGCAACUUUGUCUACUUUUUGACGCUUCAGCCUGAGAUGGUGUCUCCCCCAGGCUCUACCACCAAGGAGCAGGUGUACACAUCCAAGCUCGUGAGGCUCUGCAAGGAGGACACCGCCUUCAACUCCUACGUGGAGGUGCCCAUUGGCUGUGAGCGCAAUGGGGUGGAAUACCGCCUGCUGCAGGCUGCCUACCUCUCCAAAGCUGGGGCUAUGCUUGGCCAGACCCUUGGAGUCCAUUCAGAUGACGACCUCCUCUUCACCGUCUUCUCCAAGGGCCAGAAGCGGAAAAUGAAAUCCCUGGAUGAGUCAGCCUUGUGCAUCUUCAUCUUGAAGCAGAUCAAUGACCGCAUUAAAGAGCGACUACAGUCCUGCUACCGGGGCGAGGGCACGCUUGACCUGGCCUGGCUCAAGGUGAAGGACAUCCCCUGCAGCAGUGCGCUCUUAACCAUCGAUGAUAACUUCUGUGGCCUGGAUAUGAAUGCCCCCCUGGGAGUGUCCGAGAUGGUGCGUGGCAUUCCCGUCUUCACAGAGGACAGGGACCGCAUGACUUCUGUUAUUGCAUAUGUCUACAAGAAUCACUCUCUGGCUUUUGUGGGCACCAAAAAUGGCAAGCUGAAAAAGAUCCGGGUGGAUGGGCCCAGGGGCAACGCCCUCCAGUAUGAGACUGUGCAGGUGGUGGACCACGGGCCAGUGCUCCGGGACAUGGCCUUCUCCAAGGAUCAUGAGCAGCUCUACAUCAUGUCAGAAAGGCAGAUCCGGGUGGAUGGGCCCAGGGGCAACGCCCUCCAGUAUGAGACUGUGCAGGUGGUGGACCACGGGCCAGUGCUCCGGGACAUGGCCUUCUCCAAGGAUCAUGAGCAGCUCUACAUCAUGUCAGAAAGGCAG
This is a messenger RNA of Tupaia belangeri chinensis (Chinese tree shrew), 2148 nucleotides long. Its product is annotated as plexin-A4. NCBI's taxonomy places the organism in Eukaryota, Metazoa, Chordata, Mammalia, Scandentia, Tupaiidae. The annotation marks the transcript as partial. Gene Ontology annotation, molecular function: protein binding; semaphorin receptor activity. Gene Ontology annotation, cellular component: plasma membrane; semaphorin receptor complex. The record is from RefSeq and is a predicted model, not a curated record. Gene Ontology annotation, biological process: semaphorin-plexin signaling pathway; regulation of cell migration. The transcript is spliced from 5 exons.